AUGUCGACUUCGGCGUGGUGUCGAAGAGGUAACCUGGGUCUCAAGGGGGCCAGCUGGAAAUCCCGUAGGCUGGUCCAGGCUGGCGAGAUAGAUAUCUCAUUAGCGACCCUUGUCUUUCCCCCUUACAUCCACAAGAGCGGACGCCUCUUUUCACAUCCAAUCUGCAUCGGGUGCGAGCUCGGGAAACGGCACCAAGCCAGCACCAAGCAACACUUGCAGGACCGCGGCCCAUGUUAUCGGAUCCAUUCCACUCCCACAUCGGGGGACAUGCCAGCCAGUGAGGAAGAUGCUCACUCUGAUGACGUGAUUGGCGAUGUGAUGAGAUGGAUGUAUGUUUACGCGCUGCAGCAGCUGCUUCUUCGAGGUAACUGCAGCAGCAGACACGAAUAUUUGGCCGAGUCUUGUCUUGCAGCCCUUCUGUGCCUCUCUCCCUCCAGACCCGUCAACAACGGCUUUGGUCGCAAGCAGCCCUUGUCCAGCCUUCCAUGUCGACUAGGCUCAACUCGGCGUAACUGGGGAGGAAUACAGAUCACGCUCCAUUCCCGACACGUUUCGGGAGUCAAUAUCGGCACUCCUAGUCGGCAACCAGAGCACGAGCUUAGAUUACAGGCCGCGGACUUUAGAUUCGGGCGUGCAUCUGUACGGGAGAGAAAACCACACCGGGCACAAGUUGCAGCUGCCGUUCGUGCCGCCGCAUCAUAUAUCAGAUGCAAGACCUCCGGAGAGCCGAUUGGAAGAUGUCGCGAGUGGUUGAGUUGGUUUUCCCAUGAACGCGCGCGGCUUCAUCCGCUAUUGCGACGUGCCAACCUUGGAGUCGUGGCUGGGACACCACGUUGCUGUCCCCCUCCCCCUCUUGCUUUCGACAGGUCGACCCCCAACUUCCAUUUCUCCAACUUUGCUUUUGGUGUUCGGAUGCUUGAAGACAGCUCUGAAAUCCGGGAUAUCCGCUGCUCGGAAAGUCCGCCAAAACAUCUCGGAAUGAUCGGUGAUAUAAGAAGACGCCAACUUCCUCAUCGCGACGGCGUGCUUUCCCCAUCGGAUCUGGAUUCAUCGACUAUCGGAAAGGGGGUUCGGAAGUCCUCUCUGUGCGACUUGGCCUACCGGGGUUGGUGCUCUGCGCCAUACGGAAAGCGUCCACGGCUUGUGUCAAUGGGUUCCGAGGUUACAAGGCAGACCAUGAGCGUCUUCUCUUGGCAAAUGAAAUGCCUCAUCUUGUUUCGCGGGAUUCGGCGAACUCUUGCCCAAACGGUCAUUGACCAGGCAAGGCAAUGUCGUUCACCAAGAUGGAUGAUUGCCCACGAAAAGGGACGCAUCCGAAGCCCAGAACCUGGAGAAGCGGGAAAAGCUAAGCUUAACGUCGAUAGCGUCGAAUCCCGCCAGAUUGGGCCGUGGCUGCCGCUCGUGUGUUCCUUGAGGCCUCAAACUGCAUCGAAUUCCGAAGAUGUGGUCGCCCAAACGGUCGUGCGAGGGCUGUGGGCGAAUAUCUAUCACAUCAAUGGUUUCUUUGCCCAACGUGCUAUGCUUGACUCGAGAUACAACAGCCAGGUAAUGGCCCUUUCCGGCGGCAGUCCGCAAUUGAGUCGUGGAUUCGUGGUUAAUGGGUUGAGAACUUUGAGAGGGGGGGGCAUCGCCUGGGCUCUCUCCUUGUGGACCAAUAGAAUGCCAGUACCGAGUACGUACCGGAGUCACGAUUUGGUUGGACAAACACGACCCACCGUGGCGGGCAUCGCACGUGCAUUUUCUUAUCUUAUCUCGUAUGACAUAAGCAGAUACGUACCGGAGCAGAUAACGCACCUCAGGUUCAAGGGACGGGAAGGAGCAGACAGCAAAGUACGUAUUCAUACAAUGGUUAGACUCGAAGGAGAACUCGACGACUGGCACGGCAUUCUCUUCCAAACCACAACGCACAUCUACAAAGCUGCCUCGCCUCAUCUGAUUCUCUUAUGCCAUCGAGUCAGCCUCACCACAUCGCUGUGCAAAUUUCCAACAAUUUUCACUCUAGAACAAUGCCAAAAUCACAAGCGCAAACUACCAAUGCUCCCCCGGAAUGGGGACACCCCAGCUCCCAACGUCUCCUUAACGGCCAAUAGGGCCGCCAUCGGGCACCCAAGUCGCUUCGACAGUGGAGAAUUACAAUUCUCCCAAGGCCCCAGAGUCCAAGGGCCCCUCUCACACAUCCACCACGCCUCACGAUUCGCGACUCUGAUAGCCCACACCGGGACGCCUUAUCACUGCCGCAGUGCCCCAGACCAGGCGGCGGCUGGUUGGGCAAUGGGCACACAGCGUCUAGAGACUAGAGUGCAGACCGCACCAAUAUUUGCAAGGCAUGUUGGCGCAGCGAGUCGCAGCACAAGCACAGUGACGGCAGAGAAGCCCGCCAGUUUCCAACUGUGUUCUGCGGAAGAGGAAGCGCAAGGCAAGGGCCGAGGCGGGAGCGAACGCUAUGCCAAAGGGCAGACGAGACGAAAGGACGAGACACUUGACAGCGAAGAAAGAGUUUGGAAGUUUCCAACGUCGGCCCAUUCCACUGUUACAACUUACGCCGCCCGGACGACAAUUAACCUCUUUUCCCACCCACCCAUCCGACUGUCUGGCAUCCCCCAUCUUCUCCAUUUCCCGUCGAUCCGUUCAAGCCCAACGACGGGACCGCGGUCCAUGGACGAUGGGGCACCCAGCGGGCUCCAUGGCUCCGUACGGGAUCCCGCUGUGCGCAGGCUGGCGCCCCGUCGAUGGCUGCCCAAGCGGCGACGUCAGGUUCGAGAGGGCACAAAAGCGGACUGGGCCACUAAGGCUAAAGGCCGCGUUGGACCGGGUCUGGAAUGCCCUCUCGUCUCCCGCCAGGUUUGGACGACGGGUGCGAUGACCGAUACGGCACUGAUGGCCCUCGUUAAGGACCGACAAUCACUGUCGCUCCUCGCGCAAAAUGCCAUGCUGCGGUCAAUAGCUUGUCCAACGACGAAACAGGCUUUGGAUACCGAGUUCGAAUGCACUUUUGCAUCCCUAUUGGUGUUUCUGGCAUCAUGCGGGAGAGCUGCGGGCCAUCAAGAAGGCCAGGCAAGCUGGGAUCAUCGCUCAAGCAGCAUCGCCAACACCACCAUCUUCCUCGUUCAGUCUGACGAACCAAGCCAACCCUGUCCUGGCUUCCGUCCGUCGUUCCAAGAAGCCUGCUUUUCCACUCCACCACAAAUCUCCUGCGAGUGCCCGUAUCUCAUUUCGCAGCUCCGGUGGUUCAGCAAGAACAGUCAGCUUCAGGAUCGUUGUUGGGGAGUGUCGAGUAGACGGAGGACCAUUAUCGGGUCUACUGUCACAGGCCCAUUUUCAGAGUCUAGAACACCGAGUCCAGUCACUUGUCGAGUUCAGUCCGGCUUUCCAUCGCAUCACCCGUCUUCGCCCACUACCAUACACCAUGUCACAUACCAGUCUCAGAAACCCUGGAAGAAGCCACUCGCACGCCACUCUAACGCAGGGCGGCGCCGCUACUCCAUUAUCCAAUCCAAAUUCCAAAAUAGCCCACUGGACCCAAGUCGGGUCAACGGCCUUCACCGACACUAUCGGCGCUAUUGGCCUGGAGGUGUCGUCAUCGCCCUGAUUCUCAACUCUCGCAAUACGAGCGACUUCUCUCGAGAUUCACAACCACGAACUCCUGUCAUCACCCGAUCAUUCCACAACCUCCCGGGAACAAACCAUCACCUGUGA
Molecule: messenger RNA, 3696 nt
Organism: Colletotrichum lupini
Lineage: Eukaryota; Fungi; Ascomycota; Sordariomycetes; Glomerellales; Glomerellaceae
Exons: 23
Coding region: 1-3696 (1231 amino acids)
Source: RefSeq, a predicted model, not a curated record